CGAGUUAAACAUAAAGGGGAAACUUCCCUGAAUGGUAACCAGUGGGGAUUUACCUUGGGGCAGGUGACGUGAUUCGUGCCCAGAGCCACAGGGACGUGGCAGCUGCUGUCCUGUUGUGCCCACAGCCUGGCAUGUGAAGGUGCCUCUGUCUCUGCUGGUUGUCCUGGAUGUUCAGCAGCUGCUUUUGCUGAGCUGUCCUUGCAGUGAGGACAGGAGCCGGUUUGCAGGCAGCUGUCAGAGGUGGCUGUGCUGACACGCACGAGGUGGGACAGGAGUGUGGACGGGAGGAAGGACCGGCAGUAUAAGCUGGUGCUUCCAGUCUCAAUGUAAACCUGCCCUGACUGGGGGGGGGCAUGUUUUUUCUUUCAUCCUUCCUGCUCCAAUCUCUGAGCUCCUGCGUCUCCAAAGGGAAACAGUGGUAGUUACUUGCCAGUCUUCACCUGGAAACCGUACAAAAAAGGCCCUGCUGCUUCCAGUGCACCCCUGCGCCGUGCUGGCCCAGCUUCUUCCAUGGCAUCGCAGCAAAAUCACUUGGAAGAGGGGCAAGCUCAACAGAUUCUCCCUCUGCUGCUGCGGGGCUGGGGAGCAGCCCGAGCCAAGCAGGCGGUGGUGGCUGAGGCCGUGCUGGGGCCAGACCUCCACCCUGUGCUGGCUGCAUCUGUGCUGCCAUUGUCACUUACUCCAGAGCAGUGUCACACAGGGCUUCUGCUGUCAUACUCAUGCCUGUGUCUAAGCUAGCUGUCAGAUCCACGUCCCUUGUUACAGCUUCAUUAGGUCAAAUCACUUUUAUUUUUAUAGCAGGAUGAUCCACUGAUAACUGUAAAGCUGGGUGGAGGUGAGGCACGGUGGCUUUCAGUGCAGGCUGGUUUUGCAAGGUCAUUCACAGCCGGGUGAGAGCACAGACGAUGGCCAAGCUGGCAGCGUGUGUGGUGAUGCCACAGUGACAGUCCCCUCUAGGCAGAGGCAUCCGGGACACUUUCAUUCACCUCCUUGUGUUUUUAUUUUGCUUUUUCACGUCUACGUUCGCUGGUGUGCUAGGGUCACUUUGUGGUUCGAGCACUCUUGCGACCUGGCUGAAUCCGGAGGGAUGGUGUGCGGAAGCAGAGCUUCGCUCGCCUGUUUACUGGGGGAAACUUGAGCAGGGCAGGUGGUGGCAUCUGAGCCACAGCCUCUCUGCUCUGUGCUAAUCGCUGUGAAUGUCACAACGGCGGGGUUUGCUGCCGGGCACGGAUUGGGUAGUGAUCGGAUAGUGCAGUAAGGCUCAGUUGUGUACGACGUGUGAGAUUCCCUUCUCUGGGGCUCUGGAGCCCCUCUGGGCUGCAGCUUGCAGCGGGGAUGCAGCUGCCUCAUCCUCAUCAGGAGUGCUCAGCAUGAUUGCACAAGCCAUAAUGAGCAGUGCCACCACGGGCAUGGGAGCAGACCUAACCCCUGCCAUGCUUCCUUCAGAGGUUGGCAGGGCAGCAGCUCUCCUUGAGGAUGUCUAGCCCCAGUGGGGUCCCGCGUGGGACAUUCUCACCUCGUACAGCCUCGGGUUGGGAUGCUGCUGACCUGGUGUGCGCUGGAGACUGGGGCCUGAUUCACAGGUUGAGAAAGUCUGGCGGGUGUAGGUCUGUCUGACCCAGCCCUGGGGUGGGUGUGAGCCGCUGUCAUGGUGCUACAGAGCAACCCUGGGGUCUCCUAGCUACGCUUUAACUGCUGCAGCUGAGGCUUGAUUUUCAGUCAAGAAAGGAUUAUCUAUGUGUAUUGCAAGAAAACCAAGAGGGUGGUGGUUGAUGCUCUGCUUACCCUUCUUUUUAUACUUUUUUUCUUUUUAAACAUGCAAGCUUGUGAGAGCUGGAAGGUGGAAGAGCAAGCCAGGCAGCCAGCCCGCUUGGGAUACAAAUUCCAAUCACGGCUGUAUCCAGGGGCCCUUCAGGCAUGUGUUAAAGCAAGACAAAUAUCUGGCACAUGGUUUGUUUUCUCUUUUCCUUCUCCCCAGGCGUGAUGAUCUUACAGGCAUGGUGCAAUAGUUCAUUUUAGGAUUCAGGACACCUACUUCUGCAGCUCUGUGGACUGCCAGUUGCUCCUUGCAAGAGACUUCUGUAGGACUGCAAUGGGGGAGGAACGUGUGUGCGCGGUACUGCCAGUGUCUGCUGGAAACUGAGGUGUUGAUGUUAGAACAGCCCUGUGUUUGCUCCUUGCUGCCUUCAAGGGAUGAGAUUCUUGCCUAGUUGUGUGACCUUGAGAACUGAAGCUUUAAGGAGUGGGGAGAAGAAGAAGCAGGAGACGGUUUGGGGCUUGUGGUGGAGUCGGGAGAGCUGGUGUUGGAGCACAUGGUGCAGUUUGGAGACGCACACCAGUGGGAGUGGGCUUCAGCUCCCAUGCCAGGUCCAAGGCAAGUGGGCAGGCAGCCUCUCCUGGGGCUGCUGCCCUGUGGCCCUGACUGGAAACCAGGCACACCUACACAUUUGCAGAGUACAAGCUUUCUUGCGGAUGUCACUUUUCCCAGGGCCUUCUCUAAGUUGUCCUUCACGUCCCCUGGUUUCAUGUGAGGUGCCAGCUCUUCCACUGACUUGGUCCCAGCAUACUCUUGGGGAGCUCAGCGGACGGAGACAUGGUUUUAUUUCCUGCAAGGAAUGCAUCUUGCCCUGCUCCCCUCCUGUGUUAUUGGGCUGGGUGCUUUGCCGUGCCAGAGUAACAGCACCUCUCAUACUGUUGUCUUGUUUCAGGCCAGCAAAGAUGCUGCUGUAGAUGACUGACUCGCUCGUGCCUUAUGUGCUAUGGCUCUACAUGGCCUCUGCAGGACCAGAACACGCUGAUCUGGGCCAUAAACAGAUGAGCAUUGAGCUCGAGUCAGGCACCCUUCUGGCAGGGAGAGCACAGCCACACCGGGCCUGGCACCUUGUUCAGCAGCAGGCAAAACCCAUCUGGAAUUUAGAGAAGAAGUAUGUGAGCGCUUUCCAGCAUCGCAGCCUGCUGCCUUUAGGGAUCCCUCUGCAGCAAUCCUGUUUCUUGUGCCCACCAUCACUAUGCCACGUACACCCCGGUGAAGACGCCCUCCCGAGCCUGCCCGUGGCCCAGCCCUGCCUGGACCUGGGCGGGAGCGCUCUGCCAUACCGACACUCCGGCCUCAGACCCAAGCCCCACGGGUUUCCUUUCCAAAGCCCUCCAGACACUGGCUCUGCCACGGGAAGGGUGAUGUCUUCCUUGCUGAUGGAGCCCUGCCUGCUUCCUGCGCUGGUGGAGGAGCACCCUGGGACUGGGGUCAAAGGCUCUGCCCUCAGCUCAGGUCAACAGGCUUCCAGCUCCUGUAGCUCCUGUAGACCAGUGCUCAGUAACAGUUCGUUCCUACAGCCAAGCAGUGCUAAAGUGCCUUUGCUGCAGUCACUGGAGAUCAAGAAGGUGAAAAACACCCACAGCUUCCCUGCUGCCUCUCGGCCUCACACUGGGGAUGAUGGAGACAGCUCCUCUGGCAGCCUGGUCAACAGAGCAAUGAAAAGCAGUGACCUUGUGUUGGAACAAACCGCGGUCCCCUCCCUGACUCUUAUGUCCAGCAGCGCGAACCUCAGGAAGGACCGGUGCGCGUGGGAGGAUGCUGAGAGGAGAACUCACAGCUUAAAAGAGAAGGAGCUGGAGAUCAGCCUCACGAAGUCUGUGCAGCAGCUAGUCGGACAGAGUGCCACACACAGUGACUUCGGACGUGAAGUUGAGAGCUCUGGCCUUACCAACACGGGCAGCCUGUCCAACUGUAACGGCAGGUGGGGGCAGCGCAUCGUGGUGCAGCUCACCCCGAAAGAAACCGUCGCUCCUCUGAACUUGGAGCUGGGUAGCCAUCGCCUUAACGGUAACUCGAGCCUUAUAGGCACCGACGGUGCCGUCGUCUGCACUAAGCGUAUCAACAUCCAUCUCCUGGCCUCGCGCACUGGCUCUCCCAACUGCGACGCUGACUGCCGGCUUGUGAGCGUGCUGAGCCCGCGCAGCGGGGACCAAGUAGCGAGAGCAGAGCGUCCGCACCUUGCUGCUGUCUCCGAAGUGGCAACCCAGAUGUCCACCAUCCAGCUGGAGAAAGAGGAGAAAAGGGCCCAGGCUGUGCUCCCAGGAAAGCUUGAUGUCACUGCUGAGCAGUCACCACUGGAGCCAAGCCAUCCCCAGGAUGAAGUGGAGGAAGAACUUCCCGAUGGCCUGGAUGAGAGCUGCAGUCAGGAGGAGGAUGAGGACAGUGACUCAGAUGCUUCCUCUGUUGCUGACGUGUCAUCCAGUGGCUCUACGGCUCUUGUAUCCAGGGACUGCAUCAAGUGCCUGGCCCAGCCCGCUGGGGCUCAGGAGACAGUGCUCAAACCAGCUCUUGUCUGCAGUUUAUUCCCUAAUGUGCCUCCAACCAUCUACUUCAGUACUUGGGAUGAGAGAGUGGAAAAGCUACCUUGGGAGCAGAGGAAGCUGCUGCGAUGGAAAAUGUGCACAGUCACACCCAACAUAGUGAAGCAAACCGUUGGCAGGUCCCACUUUAGAGUCAGCAAAAAAAGCAAUGACUGGCUGGGUUGCUGGGGCCACCACAUGAAAUCCCCCAGCUUCAGAGCCAUCAGGGAGCACCAGAAGCUAAAUCACUUCCCUGGUUCAUUUCAAAUUGGGAGAAAGGACCGUCUGUGGCGCAACCUGUUGAAGAUGCAGGCUCGCUGUGGGAAGAAGGAGUUUAACUUCUUCCCCCAGUCCUUCAUCCUGCCCCAGGACAUCAAAUUACUCAGGAAAGCAUGGGAGGAAGGAGCUAGCCACCAGAAAUGGAUUGUAAAACCACCAGCAUCAGCAAGAGGCAUUGGUAUCCAGGUCAUCCACAAAUGGAGCCAGCUCCCCAAAAGGAGACCACUGCUGGUACAGAGAUACCUGCAAAAACCCUACCUCAUUGGCGGGAAGAAGUUUGACCUGAGGAUCUACGUUUAUGUCACUUGCUACGAUCCCCUCAGGGUCUACCUGUUCAAGGAUGGAUUGGUUCGCUUUGCUAGUUGCAAGUACUCCUCCUCAAUGAAGAGCCUCAGCAACAAGUUCAUGCACUUGACCAACUACAGCGUGAACAAGAAGAAUGCGGAGUACAAGUCCAACUCAGAUGAGACUGCUUGUCAGGGACACAAAUGGGCACUCAAAGCUCUCUGGAGUUACCUGACCCAGAAGGGAGUUAAUAGCGAGGCCAUCUGGGAGAAGAUUAAGGACAUCGUUAUCAAAACCAUCAUUGCAUCUGAGCCCUACGUGAACAGCCUGGUGAAAAUGUAUGUGCGGCGGCCGUAUUGUUGCCAUGAGCUGUUCGGGUUUGACAUCAUGCUGGAUGAAAACCUCAAGCCCUGGAUCUUAGAGGUCAACAUUUCCCCAAGCCUCCACUCCAACUCCCCUCUGGAUGUGAGCAUCAAGGGCCAGAUGAUCCGGGACCUCCUCAACCUCGCUGGCUUCGUUCUGCCCAACACAGACAGCGUGGCCUCAGGGGCACAGACACGAAGUGGCUCUACCUGCAGUCUGGGCAGUGCUUUGAAGGAGAAGCCUAAGCCGGCAUCUGAGCAUUUCAUAGCAGAGAAGAUGAAGAAGGCCUAUUACUUGACGCAGAAGGUGCCUGACCAGGAUUUUUAUUCUUCAAUCUUGGACAUCCUGACCCCAGAUGAUAUUCGCAUCCUGGUGGAGACAGAGGAUGAGUAUUCCCGGCGUGGGCAGUUUGAGCGGGUGUUUCCCACCCACGUCUCCAUGCGGUACCUGUGCUUCUUCGAGCAGCCUCGUUACUUCAACAUCCUGGUGACCCAGUGGGAGCUCAAAUACUACUUGAAUAAACACAAAGGUCUGGAGCUACUGAAGAACUGGUGUGUCAAAGGGUACCACACUGGGGCAGGGAUGGAUUUGGCCCAGACGUGGUCGGAGCCAAAGUCUUUCUUCCUCCAGAAGAGCAGUGUUCAAUCAAAUGGCCUCAGCAAACUGGAACUGGGUGGACUGGGUACGAGGUCUCCAUUCUCCUGCAGCACACUUCUCCCUUCAGCUGGUGAGGACCUCACGAGAUGCCUGGAGCCCAGCCCUACUCAGAGCUUACCUCUCAACAAGUGCACUGGUGAAGCCGACCAGAAACCUGCUGGCUGCCUCUCGGACACUGCCCUGGUGAUGUGACCAGGCAGCUGCCGUCCCUCCCCGGGGACACCUCAACCUACCUCAAAGGAAUACACAGGAGCUGGCUCUGGAGAGCAAGGACUGUGGGAGCUCCCUGCACUCCACACUUGCUUCUGGGACUGCUUUUAGAGAGGGAUGUUUUACUGCACAAAGGGGAGAGCUGUGUGACUUGCCUUUUUAAAACAAAGGGCAGAGCCUGGGGAAGUGGGGUUUGUCUGGCCUUUGGCCUAGGCUGCCCUUAAGGCCUGAUGUGGUGGUGGUGUUUUCUUUGCUGCGUGGGAGCUGGCUGACCUUGGAGUCAGCCCGGCUGAACCUCUGCUCUCCUGUGCCUCUGGGCACUUGUCCUGAGCUGCUGGAAGCUGUGUCUGCUCCUGCUCCUCUGCAGUCUGGAGAAAUGUCCCCAGCCACCACCCCUCUUCUCUGGAAGGAGCAGGGCUUGGGGCUCUCAGCCGACCUGUCUGAUCCUUUCUGAAUGCCUGUGCCAACAUCCUGCCCUCCCCCAGCCUCGGGGCCUGGGGGAAACUUUGGGCUUGCACAUUGCUGCUCAAGAGAGACGUGGGUACCAGCAGAGCUCCAGUUUGUCGUGGGGACAGUAGGGCUGCCAGGGAGGGAGCAUCCUCUCGAGGCUGUCAGCUCUCCCAGGUGACCUGCAGCAUGUGUGCGGGGACUGCAGGCUGGUGCUCUUCUCCUGGGCUCUGCUCUCUAUUUUUCCUUUGUUUCUCAAGGAUUUCUAUUAAAGUUUAACGCUCAGCUGCU
This is a messenger RNA of Tyto alba (common barn owl), 6867 nucleotides long. RefSeq names its product tubulin tyrosine ligase like 4 (gene TTLL4). Bases 2731 to 6111 code for a protein of 1126 amino acids. NCBI's taxonomy places the organism in Eukaryota, Metazoa, Chordata, Aves, Strigiformes, Tytonidae. The record is from RefSeq and is a predicted model, not a curated record. The transcript has 18 exons. Gene Ontology annotation, biological process: microtubule cytoskeleton organization; protein polyglutamylation. Gene Ontology annotation, cellular component: cilium. Gene Ontology annotation, molecular function: tubulin binding; tubulin-glutamic acid ligase activity.